This is a messenger RNA of Rhodamnia argentea, 6152 nucleotides long. RefSeq names its product nuclear pore complex protein NUP205. The transcript has 45 exons. The coding region runs from base 187 to 5814 and encodes 1875 amino acids. The record is from RefSeq and is a predicted model, not a curated record. Gene Ontology annotation, cellular component: nuclear pore. NCBI's taxonomy places the organism in Eukaryota, Viridiplantae, Streptophyta, Magnoliopsida, Myrtales, Myrtaceae.
UCUCUGGUCUCUGCGUCUCUCUCGUCUCUCCUCUUUCUUCCCCCGUUUCUUUUUUCCCGCCUUCGAGCCCUAAAAUCCAUGGCCAUAUGAAUUCGCAGCGCUGAAUCCCCACCACCGCCUGGAAACUUUUCUCGUUCACUUUCGGGAUCCGCACCAGGGGAUUCUUCUCUCCCUUUUCUUCCGGCAAUGGCGUCUGCGAAGCAGCUUCUCUCCAUCAUCGAGUCGGCUCUGCUCGGUCCGUCUCCGCCGACGCCGGCUCAGAGGGUGGAGCUCAUGCACGCCCUGCGGAAGUCUCGCCCCUCCCUCCAUUCGCUGCUUUCUUAUCCCCCUCCAAAGCCAUCGGAUCAAGCACAGGUUCAGGCAAAAGAAGUGAGGCUGCCGGAUUCCCCGCCGAUCUCAUUGGACGAUCAGGAUGUUCAGAUUGCUCUGAAAUUGAGUGAUGAUCUCCACCUAAAUGAAGUGGAGUGUGUUCGUUUGCUUGUUUCGGCCAAUCAGGAGUGGGGUCUAAUGGGAAGAGAGCCCCUAGAAAUUUUGCGUCUUGCGGCUGGACUCUGGUAUACUGAGAGAAGAGAUCGGAUAACAGCCUUAUAUACACUCUUAAGGGCUAUUGUGCUAGAUCAAGGACUUGAAGCUGAUAUUCUAGCUGAGAUUCAGAAGUACCUGGAAGAGCUUAUAAAUCUCGGUCUAAGACAACGGUUCAUCUCUUUAAUUAAGGAACUCAAUCGGGAAGAGCCUGCUGGUUUUGGUGGUCCACAGUGUGAACACUAUGUUCUAGACUCUAGGGGGGCUCUUGUAGAGCGGGCAGCUGUUGUUUGCAGGGAAAGACUCAUUCUUGGACAUUGCCUUGUCCUCUCUGUUCUCGUUGUGCGAACAAGUGCUAAGGAAGUUAAGGAUAUUUAUUCUAUUUUGAAAGACGGUGCUGCUGAACUCAAUGAGAAUAGUUCUACUACCAAGCAGCAGAUCACAUUUAGCCUUAUUUUCUCCCUUGUAAUUGCUUUCAUAUCAGAUGCUUUGAGCGCAGUACCUGAUAAAGCAGCUAUCUUAUCCCAUGAUGCUUCGUUCAUAAAUGAGUUUCAUGACAUUGUAAUGACUUCCGGAAAUAAUGUUGAUUCUUUUCUUGAUGGUGUGAGACUUGCUUGGGCUGUACACUUGAUGCUGAUUCAAGAUACGGUUACUCCCAGGGAGCAUGUCCCAAAUGCUUCAUCAAAUGAUUUGGAUAAGAUUUGUUCGUGCUUAGAAAUAGUUUUCAAGAACAACGUUUUCCAGUCAUUAUUGGACAAUGUUCUUCGAACUGCAGCCUAUCAGAAUGAUGAUGAGGACAUGAUCUACAUGUAUAAUGCGUACCUACACAAGCUGAUCACUUGCUUCUUGUCUCAUCCACUUGCCAGAGACAAGGUAAAAGAAGCAAAGGAGAAGGCUAUGAGCAUGCUUAUUCCUUACCGAACUGCUGGAUCACAUGAUACUUUCGCAGAUAAGAACCUGAAUUCUGAACAGGCCUUUGGAUUUGGUCCUGUACCGUUUGUAUCUCUUUUGGAGUUUGUCAGUGAGAUUUAUCAGAGGGAGCCAGAGCUGUUGGCUGGAAAUGACGUAUUGUGGACAUUUGUUACUUUUGCUGGAGAGGACCAUACCAAUAUUCAAACACUCGUUGCUUUCUUAAAAAUGUUAAGCACAUUGGCUUCUAGCCAAGAAGGUGCUUCAAAGGUUUUCGAGUUACUUCAGGGCAAAGCAUUCCGUUCGGUUGGAUGGAGCACAUUGUUUGAUUGCUUAAAUAUCUAUGCUGAAAAAUUUAAGCAGUCUCUCCUAACUACUGGAGCGAUGUUACCGGAGUUUCAAGAGGGAGAUGCAAAAGCCCUUGUUGCAUACUUAAAUGUUCUUCAAAAGGUUAUGGAAAAUGGGAGUCCUACUGAAAGAAAGAACUGGUUUCCUGAUAUUGAACCUUUAUUCAAGCUCCUCAGUUAUGAGAAUGUUCCGCCUUAUCUAAAGGGUGCUUUGCGGAAUGCCAUUGCUACUUUUGUUCCUGUCUCUCCCGUUCAUAGAGAUACAAUUUGGAGUUUUCUUGAGCAGUAUGAUCUACCAGUAGUUGUUGGUCCACCACAUUUGAGGAAUACAGUACAAUCAAUUGCGCCGGUCUAUGAUAUGCAAUUUGAGCUGAAUGAGAUUGAAGCAAGAAGUGAACGAUAUCCAUCUACAGUUUCAUUUCUCAACCUGAUAAAUACCCUGAUUUCUGAAGAACGAGAUGUCAGUGACAGAGGGCAUAGAUUCAUUGGGAUCUUCAGAUUUAUAUAUGACCAUGUAUUUGGGCCAUUUCCUCAACGAGCAUAUGCGGAUCCUCAUGAGAAAUGGCAGCUAGUUGUUGCUUGUCUCCAGCAUUUUCACAUGAUAUUAAGAAUGUAUGAAGUUAAGGAUGAGGAUGUCACCAGUGUCAUUGAGAAGUCACCGCUUGCGGUAGUCACACAGCCUGCUUCGCUGCAGACUCAGCUACCGGUCUUGGAAUUGCUGAAAGAUUUUAUGAGCGGGAAGACUGUCUUCCGGAAUGUCAUGAGCAUUCUUCUGCCUGGAGUAAACUCAAUAAUUGCGGAACGAACUAGUCAAACUUAUGGUCAACUACUUGAGAAGGCUGUGCAACUUUGCCUAGAAAUUAUUGUUCUUGUUUUGGAGAAGGAUCUGAUUCUUUCUGACUUUUGGCGGCCCUUAUACCAGCCUUUGGACAUUAUUCUAUCUCAAGACCAUAAUCAAGUUACUGCCCUACUGGAGUACGUCAGAUAUGAUUUUCAACCACAAAUUCAGCUUUGCUCUAUCAGAAUAAUGAGCAUGUUAAGUUCUCGUAUGGUUGGGCUUGUACAGUUACUCCUUAAAUCAAAUGCCGCUAAUUGUCUGGUUGAGGAUUAUGCAGCUUGCCUUGAGUUGCGGUCAGAGGAGUCCCAGAUUAUAGAGAACAGCAGUAAUGAUCCCGGUGUCCUUAUAUUGCAGGUUUUAAUUGACAAUAUUAGUCGGCCUGCUCCAAAUAUUGGACAUUUACUGCUGAAGUUUGAUCUUGACGGUCCUAUUGAGCGGACUAUGUUGCAGCCAAAGUUUCAUUAUAGUUGCUUGAAGGUCAUUCUUGAAAUUCUGGAGAAACUUCAAAAACCAGAUGUGAAUGCACUUCUUCAUGAAUUUGGCUUUCAGCUGCUUUAUGAACUCUGCUUGGAUCCAGUUACAAGUGGUCCUACCAUGGAAUUACUCAGCACCAAAAAAUACCAGUUUUUUGUGAAGCACCUGGAUACAGUUGGUGUUGCUCCACUACCUAAACGCAGUAGCAACCAGGCACUUCGCAUAAGUUCCCUUCAUCAGAGAGCGUGGCUGCUAAAGCUUCUAGCUUUGGAGUUGCAUGCGGCUGACAUGGAUAGCUCCACUCAUAGAGAGGUGUGCCAGAGAAUCCUUGCUCAUCUGUUUGGUCAGCAAACUACUGAUCUUGGGGGAGACCACAUCAUUGCUCAUCGAAAUGAUGCAGACCACAUUGGAACUAGUGCUGUUGAUGAAAACAAGGUUCUAGAGUUGCUUGAGGUUCUGCAGUUUAGAUCUCCUGAUACCACCACAAAGCUUUCUCACGUUGUUACCAGUGGAAAAUAUCAAGUUAUGGCUGAGGAGAUACUCAUAAAUCCAGCAACUUCAGAAAAAGGUGGAAUCUAUUAUUACACUGAGCGUGGUGAUCGCCUGAUUGACCUUGCCUCAUUAAGUGACAAGCUCUGGCAGAAGUUAAAUGUUGUUCAUCCUCAGUUGAAUAGCCUUGGCAGUGAACCUGAACUAAAUGAAGUAAGAGAGACUAUUCAACUGUUGUUGCGAUGGGCAUGGAAGAACAACAAAAACCUUGAGGAACAAGCUGCACAACUUCAUAUGCUUACAGGAUGGUCGCAUAUCGUGGAGAUCUCUGCAUCUAGAAGAUUGUCGCUACUUGAAAAUCGAUCAGAGAACUUAUAUCAGGUGCUUGAUGCCACCCUGAGCGCUUCAGCCUCUCCAGACUGUUCACUGAAGAUGGCAUUUGUAUUGAGCCAGGUUGCUCUCACUUGCAUGGCUAAGCUGCGGGAUGAAAGAUUUCUGAGCCCUGAUAGUCUCAGUGCUGAUGGUUUUACGUGUCUUGAUAUGGUCAUGGUAAAACAAUUGUCGAAUGGUGCUUGUCACUCCAUAUUAUUUAAGCUCACUAUAGCAAUAUUAAGAAGAGAAUCAUCAGAAGCCUUGAGGAGACGGCAAUACGCAUUACUCCUCAGUUAUUUUCAGUACUGCCAGCAUGUGCUUGACCCAGAUGUUCCCGCAAAAGUUCUUGGAUGCUUAGUUGAUGAGCAAGAUGGUGACGAUAUGGAUCUCGAAAAGCUUGAUAAAGAGCAGCUAGAAUUGGCUCAUGCAAACUUUUCUAUUAUCAAGAAGGAAGCCCAUGGUAUCCUUGAUCUGGUGAUAAAGGAUGCGAGUCAAGGCAGUGAACCUGGGAAAACAAUAGCAUUCUACGUUUUGGAUGCACUUGUUUGUAUUGAUCAUGAUAGAUACUUUUUGAACCAACUCCAAAGCAGGGGAUUCUUGAGGUCUUGCUUCAUGAGCAUUAGCAACGUUUCUUUCCAGGACGGUGGUCAUUCCCUUGACUCAAUGCAAAGAGCGUGUACUCUUGAGGCUGAACUUGCUUUUCUUUUGAGAAUCAGCAACAAAUAUGGCAAAUCUGGGGCCCAGGUUUUGUUAUCCAUGGGUGCCUUGGAGCAUAUUUCCUCAAGCAAGGCAGUGAGUAUGCAGGGAUCCCGAAGGCCUGUAGACUCUAAGAAUCGAAGUUACAUAGCUGCUGAAGUUGACAAACGGCGAGUGGUCGUCACUCCCGUUUUACGAUUGGUGUUCUCCCUAACAUCACUGGUAGAAACAUCUGAUAUUUUUGAGGUGAAGAAUAAAAUUGUCCGUGAGAUUAUAGAUUUUGUUCAAGGACAUCAACUACUUUUUGGCCAAGUUCUUCGGCAAGAUAUUUCUGCUGGUGAUGAACUGACAAUUGAGCAGAUGCAUCUUGUAGUUGGCAUCCUAAGUAAGGUUUGGCCCUAUGAAGAGAUUGAUGAGUGCGGUUUUGUCCAAGCACUUUUUGCCAUGAUGCGUGCUCUCUUUUCUCUUGAAUCUGGCGGCCCUAGUUUUGCUCAAGAAAGUCAAAAGAAGUCAGAGCUGAGCACAUUUCGGCUAUGCUUUAGCCUGAUGUCUUAUCUAUAUUUUCUUGUCGCUAAAAAGAUGCUACGACUGCAGGUUUCUGAUGGUGGUGAUUACCAUACUGCUGCUGCGUCACUACAACCUACCUUGACAUUACUUGCAUCUCUUCUUAAUUCUGUGACAAGUGCACUUGAGAGAGCAGCUGAGGAGAAGUCCUUGCUUUUGAUUAAGAUUCAAAACAUAAAUGAACUAUCAAGACAGGAGGUGGAUGAAAUCAUCGACGUGUGUCUUCAAAGAGAUACACUUUCUGCAUAUGACAACCUGCAGAAAAGGAGGUAUAUUGCUAUGGUAGAAAUGUGCCGUAUUGCUGGCAAUAAAGACCAGCUAAUCACUUUGUUGCUUCCACUGGCGGAGCAGGUUCUUAAUGUCCUCCUCAUCCAUUUUCAAGAGAGUUCACUUUCAUCUGACACAAAGGGGACUAGUAGAGCAAUUACGUAUAGUUCCGAGUCUAAUUCGGCACAGGAUGUAUCUUCAUUGUGCGAAGAAUUGAUUCCAAUCUUGGAGCGGCUUGAGUUGCUAAAUGAGGAGAAAUUAGGUAGCAAUCUUAAGGUGUUCCACAGACUAGUGAGUUCCCUCAAGGAAAUAGCGAUUGAAAAGUUAUCAUUGUGAAGUUGCUCGAAGAGACCCAAUGGUUGCUGAGCUCCGUGGUCAUGGCAAUGAUCUUUGUAAAUAUGCAAAUGUAAUGUAAUUACUUCUAACGGGUCAUAAUUAGCUUAUGUUAGUUGAAAUGACACGACUGCAGACAUUAUAAAAUGGCAGCAAUCUUUUUGGCUCGGCCAAUUCUGUAUCACAUCAAAAGUCUUGAGUGGUUGGCGCCACAAUUUUCACUGAUAAAGCAAUUCUUGUUGUAACCUGAGUACAAUCUUCGACGUGAAUGAAUGAUGAUAUAUCCUUUCUGGAUCUUUACAAUCUUUCGGAGGGGAAAUCCAUAUGAUACAGUGUUGUUA